Aegilops tauschii subsp. strangulata is the source of this 1132-nucleotide messenger RNA. NCBI's taxonomy places the organism in Eukaryota, Viridiplantae, Streptophyta, Magnoliopsida, Poales, Poaceae. The record is from RefSeq and is a predicted model, not a curated record.
UGGACCCUCUCCCCCUCUGUCAGCUUCCUCGUCGGUGCUCGCCGCCGCGUGCCCACGGGCGAACAGUGGCCGACAUGGCUUUAAUGGCGCUCGUCUCUUCCUCCUCGUGCCCCUGGCUCCGUCCACUGCCCACGCGUCCGCGGCUCCGGCCACGCGUCUACGGCGACACCAGCGCGACACCUCCCCCCUCGCCUAUUUAAGCCGUUCCCGGCCGCACCUCUCUUCACCAAUGGCCUCCUCCUCCUCCCAGUACCCCGCCCAGCCACUCCGGCGAGCUCGGGGAUCCCUCUAGCCCUCCCAUGGCCGCCACGGUCGCCGGCAUGCUCCUCCUAAAUUCGCUCAACCCGAGCUCUCCUUCUCCAUCCUGGCACCACCAUCGACCUCCUCUAGGCGCGGCGAGCCUGUCCAUACCCUCACUUCCUCCCCGGAGUGCUCAAGAGCGUGCUUGCCACAGCUGGCCGACGGCCUCCAUUGCGGGCGCCCACGCCACCGCAGCUCCGGCCUUCCCCGGCGUGCGCGGAUCCCCUGGGUGGAUGCGGGCCCCCUUCCCGAGUUCACCGGUGGUCGAAGCGCGGCAAAUGGUGGCCGGAGCCACCGGCAAACCUCGCCGGAGCCCGCUGCUCCCUCGGCCGCGCGUGGGCAAGAGCAGGAAGAAGACGACGACCCAGCCACCGGGCCCCACCUUCCAGCGGGCCCCGCAUAUUAGCGUCCCAGCCCGUCGACCCAGGUGCCACCGAAUUGGGCUUGUCCAGUGCAACAACAUUUGCCUUAAUGGGAAUGCCCUAAUGCAGUCUAUUGUCAUGCCUCUCACUGGUUCAUCCAACUAGAGAAGGUUAUGUGCGCGUGCUACCCUGACCCGGUAGAUGAUACGUCUCCAAUGUAUCUACUUUUCCUAACGUUUUUCCUCUUGUUUUGGACUCUAAUUUGCACGAUUUGAAUGAAACUAACCCCGGACUGACGCUGUUUUCAGCAGAACUACCAUGGUGUUGUUUUUGUGCAGAAAUAAAAAUUCGCGGAAUUGAACGAAACUUCGCAAAGAAUUUUUAUAUAAUAAAUAUUCUGGAGCCAAGACCUACCGGAGAAGGGCACCUGGGUGGGCACAACCCACCAGGGUGCGCCCCCCUCUCCUGGC